ACCCAGCCGUGUGGUUAUCUAGAAAAAAGUUGCUACACUAAAAGAAACUAUGGCUGUAGGAGACGUUAAAACCGCCCAGGGUCUCAAUGACUUGAACCAAUAUUUAGCUGAGAAAAGCUACGUGUCUGGAUACACUCCUUCUCAAGCUGAUGUUCAAGUAUUUGAGCAAGUUGGCAAGGCGCCGGCCGCUAACCUUCCCCACGUACUACGAUGGUAUAAUCAAAUUGCUUCAUACACUCCGGCUGAACGCAAAACUUGGUCUCAGGGCACCAGCCCAUUGACCGCCGGUGCUAAACCCACGGCUCCCGCCCCAGCAGCGAAAGACGACGAUGACGACGACGUUGAUCUAUUUGGUUCUGGUGACGAGGAAGAGGAUGCAGAAGCUGAACGAAUUCGAGAAGAACGUUUGAAAGCAUAUGCUGACAAGAAGUCUAAGAAACCAGCCCUCAUUGCCAAGUCCUCUAUUCUCCUUGAUGUCAAGCCAUGGGAUGAUGAAACCGAUAUGAAGGAAAUGGAAAACCAAGUACGCACUAUUGAAAUGGAAGGCCUUCUCUGGGGAGCCUCCAAACUUGUGCCUGUUGGGUAUGGCAUAAAUAAACUGCAAAUUAUGUGUGUCAUCGAGGACGACAAAGUUUCUGUUGAUUUGCUGACAGAAAAAAUUCAAGAAUUUGAAGAUUUUGUACAAUCUGUUGACAUUGCUGCAUUUAACAAAAUCUAAACAGCCAUAACAUGUAAUAUUUAUAAGUGCAACUUUUUCAAUUAAAUCACAUUUACAGC
Messenger RNA from Bombyx mori (domestic silkworm), 777 nucleotides. RefSeq names its product elongation factor 1 beta' (gene eEF1beta). The record is from RefSeq and is marked provisional. Gene Ontology annotation, biological process: translational elongation. Gene Ontology annotation, molecular function: guanyl-nucleotide exchange factor activity; translation elongation factor activity. Gene Ontology annotation, cellular component: cytosol; eukaryotic translation elongation factor 1 complex. NCBI's taxonomy places the organism in Eukaryota, Metazoa, Arthropoda, Insecta, Lepidoptera, Bombycidae.